Myripristis murdjan (pinecone soldierfish) is the source of this 1707-nucleotide messenger RNA. RefSeq names its product XK-related protein 6-like. The transcript is spliced from 4 exons. The coding region runs from base 1 to 1707 and encodes 568 amino acids. Gene Ontology annotation, biological process: engulfment of apoptotic cell; phosphatidylserine exposure on apoptotic cell surface; apoptotic process involved in development. Gene Ontology annotation, cellular component: plasma membrane. The record is from RefSeq and is a predicted model, not a curated record. NCBI's taxonomy places the organism in Eukaryota, Metazoa, Chordata, Actinopteri, Holocentriformes, Holocentridae.
AUGGCCGCGCAGUCGGACGGCGGCAAGUCGGGGGUCGCGUGCGGCGGCGGCGGUUUUGCCCAGCUGUACGACGGAGACGCCGAGGAGCCGCUGGACUCCGCCGCCAUCCACAUCUGCCAGUGCUGCCGCUCCUCCGCUUGCUACUGGGGCUGCCGCUCCGCCUGCCUCGGCUCUCUGCUCGGCGGGGGGCAGCCCACUGGAGGAGUGGGGGUCCGGGAGACUCACUGCCCGCCCCGGGAGCAGCUGUGGCUGGACUGCCUCUGGAUCAUCCUCGCCCUCCUCGUCUUCUUCUGGGACGUUGGCACGGACCUGUGCCUGGCGGCGGACUACUACCAGAGGCAGGACUACCUCUGGUUUGGCCUCACGCUCUUCUUCGUGCUGGUGCCGUCGGUGCUGGUCCAGAUUCUGAGUUUCCGUUGGUUCGUGCAGGAUUACACCGGCGGGGGGCUCGGGGUGGUGGAGGGGCUGACCAAGCGGGGCACGGCGGGUUUGGGGUGCCUGUACCCCGGCAGGGACCGCCUGAGGCUUGCCUCUAUCUGGCUGUGGCAGGCCGCCAUACACAUCCUCCAGCUGGGACAGGUGUGGAGGUACAUCAGGACGCUGUAUCUUGGCAUCCAGUCGCGGCGGCAGAGGGAGCACCAGCGGCGCUGGUACUGGGCCAUGAUGUUCGAGUACGCUGACGUCAACAUGCUGCGACUGCUGGAGACGUUCCUGGAGUCGGCGCCUCAGCUGGUCCUGCAGCUCUGCAUCAUGAUCCAGGAGAACCGAGCUGAGACGCUGCAGUGCAUCUCCUCCCUGGCCUCCCUGCUCUCUCUGGCCUGGGUCCUGGCCUCCUACCACAAGCUGUUACGGGACUCGCGUGACGACCAGCGCAGCAUGAGCUACCGCGGGGCGCUGCUACACCUCUUCUGGCGCCUCUUCACCAUCUCCUCGCGCGUCCUCUCCCUCGCCCUCUUCGCCUCGCUCUUCCACAUCUACUUCGGCAUCUUCGUGGUGCUCCACUGGUGCGCCAUGGCCUUCUGGGUGGUGCACGGUGGCACCGACUUCUGCAUGUCCAAGUGGGAGGAGGUGCUCUUCAACAUGGUGGUGGGCAUCGUCUACAUCUUCUGCUGGUUCAACGUCAAGGAGGGCCGGACGCGCUACCGCAUGGUGGCGUACUACUCUGUGGUGCUGGCCGAGAACACCAUUCUCACCGGGUUGUGGUACGCCUACAGGGAUCCAGCGCUGACCGACUCCUACGCCGUCCCGGCGCUGUGCGGCGUCUACCUGUCGUUCGCCGGGGGCGUCCUGGUCAUGCUGCUGUACUACGGCUUCCUGCACCCGGCGACCGCCCACCUCCACCCCAGCCCCGCCUCCUCCUGCUGCGCCGAGCUCCUCUGGGGCCUCCCGCUGCCGCCGUCCGCCCCGCCCAGCGCCCCGCCCACGCCGGCCCACAUGGCCAAGUCGCAGACGGAGGAGAGCAUCGCCGAGACCUGCCUCCCCGUCUUCCAGGUGAGGUCGGCGCCGCCCUCCACCAAGCCCGAGGGCCCGCUCAUCAAGAUUGACAUGCCCCGGAAGCGCUACCCGGCCUGGGAUGCCCACUACGUCGACAGGCGCCUGCGGAGGACUAUCAACAUUCUGCAGUACAUCACGCCGGCCGCCGUGGGCAUCCGCUACCGCGACGGACCGCUGCUCUACGAACUGCUGCAGUACGAGUCCUCGCUCUGA